AAACCAACAUUCUUAGAGCUUUGAAGACAACAAGAGCAAGAAAGAAAGAGAAGAUUAUAUACAUAGAAAAAGAGAGAUCAAAUGGAGUGGGAGAAAUGGUACUUAGAUGCGGUUCUUGUGCCAUGUGCUCUACUUAUGAUGUUUAGUUACCACAUCUACUUGUGGUAUAAGGUUCGAACCGAUCCUUUCUGCACCAUCGUCGGGACUAAUUCUCGCGCCCGUCGAUCUUGGGUAGCAGCCAUCAUGAAGGACAACGAGAAGAAGAACAUCUUAGCGGUACAAACACUACGAAACACGAUAAUGGGAGGGACGUUAAUGGCAACCACUUGCAUCCUCCUCUGCGCAGGCCUCGCUGCCGUUUUAAGCAGUACUUAUAGCAUCAAGAAACCUUUAAACGACGCCGUAUACGGAGCUCAUGGUGACUUCACUGUCGCACUCAAAUACGUAACCAUCCUCACAAUCUUCCUCUUCGCCUUCUUCUCUCAUUCUCUCUCCAUUCGCUUCAUCAACCAAGUCAACAUCCUUAUUAACGCUCCUCAAGAACCUUUUUCUGAUGAUUUCGGCGAAAUUGGAAGCUUUGUGACUCCCGAGUAUGUCUCUGAACUACUCGAGAAAGCUUUCUUGCUCAAUACGGUAGGUAAUAGGCUGUUCUACAUGGGCUUGCCUUUGAUGCUGUGGAUCUUUGGGCCUGUGCUUGUGUUCUUGAGCUCUGCUUUGAUAAUCCCUGUUCUUUAUAACCUCGACUUCGUGUUUUUGUUGAGCAAUAAGGAGAAGGGUAAAGUCGAUUGCAAUGGAGGUUGUGAUGACAACUUCUCGCCUUAAUUAUCUGUUGAUGUUGAAUUCGAAUAAUGAUAAAGAUGUUUGUUAUUA
Arabidopsis arenosa is the source of this 870-nucleotide messenger RNA. NCBI's taxonomy places the organism in Eukaryota, Viridiplantae, Streptophyta, Magnoliopsida, Brassicales, Brassicaceae. The record is from the annotation of a GenBank genome assembly.